Molecule: messenger RNA, 3040 nt
Organism: Bacillus rossius redtenbacheri
Lineage: Eukaryota; Metazoa; Arthropoda; Insecta; Phasmatodea; Bacillidae
Gene: MED21
Product: mediator of RNA polymerase II transcription subunit 21
Exons: 3
Coding region: 1-426 (141 amino acids)
Biological process (GO): regulation of transcription by RNA polymerase II
Cellular component (GO): mediator complex
Molecular function (GO): transcription coregulator activity
Source: RefSeq, a predicted model, not a curated record
AUGGCGGACAGACUGACGCAGCUACAGGACGCGGUGAACCAGCAGGCAGACAACUUCUGCAACAGCAUCGGCAUCCUGCAGCAGAGCGCCCCGCCCAGCAAGUUCCCCGGGUUCGACCGCUCCGGGUCGCAGACCCCGUCCCAGACCCAGCACAUGCAGGAGGACCACGCCCACUUGUUCGCGACCGUCAUCGCCCGCUGCGCCAAGGACAUCGACGUGCUCAUUGAGUCCCUGCCGAGCGACGAGUCCUCCACGGAGCUGCAGCUGGGGAGCCUGCGCAAGCUGGAGCAGGAGAACCGGGAGGCCGGGGAGCAGCUGGAGGAGGCGGUGCGGCGGGGGGAGGCGCUGCUGGAGCAGGUGCAGGCGGCGCUGGCCGACAUCGCCAGGAGCCAGCUCGACAUGCAGCACCCGGCGGGCGACGCCUGAUGACCACGCGUCGGUGCUGUUGGCUCAUCACACAUGGCUCUCAAGGACAUUUUAAAGGGUCAAAUGCAGCUUAGAAGCGUGUGCAUUGGUUUUGUGUCUGUAAAAGUUUUUAAAGCAAAAGUAUGGCCUGUUGUGAAGUUACACUCAAAUUUUUAUCUGUGAGAAAACAAGAAACUCAAGAUAAAAGAAGUUGCAUUACUGUAAAUGAACUCUUCAAUCGAGCAAUUUUUUUUUAUGCUUAGCAAUGAAUAAUAUUGUUCCUUGUGCAAGUGUGUUUGCCAAUUGUUGUGCAUCGUGUGCAGUAAAAAAAUAAACUUGCAUUCACUCCAAGUGCAUGUAAAGAAUGAAGAGUUUAUAAAAUGAAUGUGCAGCUACAGGCUGACAUUUAACAGGAGCGACUGUACCAUAUUAAGUGCCUCAUUUGUUCAGUUAUUAGAGAGAUGAUAUACAAUGUCUUAGAUUUUUUAUACUUACUUUGGUUUCAUCUUUUCAUUUUAGUGUUACUGUCAUGUUUCUGAAUACAGUAUUUGAAUAUAACGUUAUACGCAUGGAAAUUAUGUAUGUCUGUUUUCAGUAGAUUAUUUAUGUCAUAUUUGUUUGUCAAUUCUAGCUAUUUUCUUCUUGCAUAUAACUUUUAGUUUCAAUUUUUAAAUAAAUCUAAUUACUAGUAUGUUUGCUUUUUAUUUUUUGUGUAAUACAUGUGUGUUUCAUGCAGUAUUAAAAUACAGAUUUUUGUUAAAAAAAUGAAUCAACUUAAAUAUCUUUUCAAAUUUAAUGUACUUAGACAUGCACAGGAUAGGAAUAGAUUUAAAAUGCAUUGUAAUUAGAAGUUUAAAGCUGAUAAAUGCCUAUUAUGUUUUGGAAAUUAUAUUCCGGUAUUCCAAGGAUGAAAUUUUGUGUGCAUAAUGCCAAUUAAAAAUAAAUUAAAAUUGUAAGUAAUUUAUUAGUGAUUCACUUGCAGAUUUGUAGAGGAUGCAAUCACAACUGUAAGGAGAAAGUCAGUUGGUUGUCGCUGUGCCCUGUCAUUUUAGUAAUAUUCGUGCAGCGGUGCUCUUUUUUAACUCGCUUUACAACUUGAAGUUAUUUUCUUUGUUUUGAGUUCAACCCAUGUUAAAAGACUGCUGAUUAAUUUAAACUUUUAUGUUCAAUACAUGUUAUGUUUGUGAUACCUGAAAUUUUAUACUCUAAUUUUUUUUUACAAGAAUUGAACUUGUAUAGAUAUUUUUAAGUCAAGAGUAUACUGGCGUGUUGAUUUGAACUUCUGUUGGUGUGGAAAAUGCCAGCGUACGAGGUGUAAUGAUAAAAUAGGGUGGAUAAUUUUAUUACAAACAAAGUAAUAAGCUUACAUAAAAUAUUAACUGAUCUCCUUCCAAGUAUGUACUUUCCUUGGCCAGCGAUGAACGUAUUCCUACGUUGAUUCCAUGAUUGGAAAAAUUUCUAGAAGGCUUCUUUCUGAAGGGCUUUCAGCUGCUCUGUCGUGGUUGUCUCAAUGUCGGGAAUGGUGUCAAAAUGUUUUCCUUUUAGCGUGGUUUUUAUUUUUGGGAAGAGGCAAAAGUCGAGUGGUGCUAAAUCCAAAAAAGUAAGGUGGAUGUGGACAGAGAGGAACUUUUUAUUUGACCAAAAACUCGCAGAUCAGAAGUAAGAUGUGGCAUGGCACGUUGUCAUAAUGGAGGAAGCCAUUGGACCAUAUUUCUAGUCUCUUUUUAUGUACAAUGUUUCACAAAUAUUGUAGUACGCCAUUGUAAUAUUCACUUACUGUUGUUCCUCUUGGAACGAACUCUGUUCACACUAUUGAAAUACAAUAAGCAUGAGCUUGACGUUUGGCUUUGACUUGCAUGCCUUCUUUAAGGUAAGGAGAGUCACACUUCUCAGGAGCAUAGCCAUACACCCAACUUUCAUCUCCAGUUAUAAUUUUGGCCAUGAAAUCUAGUUCUGUAUCAAGACUUUCCUUCAAUUCCGUGCAAACUGACGCACAAUUUUCCUUUAGUUUUGUCGGUCAAAAGUCUGGGAACAAAUUUCGCACUCACUUGUUUCAUUUGCAAAUUAUUGGUUAAAAUGCUUUGCACAGACCCGUACGAGAUGUUCAGUUCUCUGUAAGCUCUUCGAUAGUUAAAUCACCUGUUUGAACAAACCAUUUUUUUUCUUUCAAUUUUUUGUACAUUUUUGACUGGUGGACAUCCAAAACAUUGCUCAUCUUCAACCAACUCAUUUCGACUUUUAAAUCGCUUUUACCACUUGCAAACUGCCUUCAGAGUUACCUCAUUAUCACCAUACAUUGAUUUUAGCAUUUCUUGAGCUGCUUUGGCACUUUUUUUAAACUUAAAACAAAACUUCAUGUUAAUGCAUUGUUCAAAAUCCAUUACGUGCGACAGAAAUGGUAAACACGAUCUCACUCUUCUAGCUCUGGAAGUCGACUAACAAGUCACAACUUGUUUGUUCAAACUUGACACUGUCAAUCUCAAGGGAUCAGGCUGUUGGGCUUAUUACUUCAAAUAGAUGUAGCUUCAGCAGUUGCUGCUGUUAAAAUUCAAUCACUGUAUGUUUUGAUAACACCUCGUAUGUAUAUGUGUGUGUUGUGGCAGAAGUGAUCAGAAUAAACAUUACGUUACACAAA